CUCUUUGUGUACCAUUCUGAGUUUAUAAUUUUCAUGUGACGAUAUUUUUAGAGCAGUACGAUAUUUUUAGUAAGUCCAUAUCGUGUAGGAACAGCGACGAGUGCACGUAAACCUUGAAACAUUUCAAUCAGAUGUGUAAUUUAAUUCUUUGAAGCAUAUUUUUGUGCGUGAAGCUUUGAAACGUCUCUUCGAAACAUUUAAAGAAACUCUAAGUAAAUAAAUUUUGUAACGUUUUGAAAUCGAGUACGAGUAUUAUAGCUAGACGAGUUUUUCAUCUGUGGUGAAGUUUUAGUGUCAGAUGCAUAUAUUUCAAAUUGCAAUAUGAAGUUCAUUCUUUGAUGUUCGAAUUUGAUAUUUGAUGCGUCGGCGCUGACUUUCGAAAAGAAGAUCGCUUACCAGGCAAGCUUCUCGACACCUUACAGUGCGACGAAAGACUGCUCCGAACGAGGUUGUUCCUUGUUAAUGAAAUCUAUACGUGAAUUCAUUGUAUUAUAUUGUGCUAUUCAGUAAACUGUCAUUAAGUGAAAUUGAUCUGCGCGUACGAGUCAACUAUGUACAUAUGCAUACGUAUUUCGAUUUAUAAUUCGUCGGUGUAAAAAGGUCACGCGAACUUGUGCUCAUUAUUAAUUAAAUAAAGAAUAUUCAAUUUUACAUAAUCCUUAGUAUGCAUAAUAAUAAUUGUGUAAUAUAUUUCUUAUAACGAGUGAUAUUAAGAUUGUUUACAAGCUCUUAAUACCUACUUAAAUACGUUCAUUGACAUCGUGAUAAAAGAAGUAAAUCAUGCUGCUUAAUUCACAUGAACAGUAACUAUUUAUGUAGAUACCAAUACAUUUAGUAUUGAAAGAAAAUGUAAAUUGCUUAAUAUAAUGUGUUUAUCAGUGUGUUAGCUGGACUAUAUACAAUUAUAUUGUGCAUGUGCUAAGUUUACGUACUUUAAUAAAACAUGUAAAUGAAGAAUAUUCAGUGACUUUCCAAGUACGACUAUAAGUGAAAUCAAGGAUGGAUAAUGAUAUUUAUGAGCGGGAAGACGUACAAAAGAAAACAUUUGCAAAAUGGAUAAAUUCACAGUUGCUUAAGAAUCAUCACGAACCGAUUUCUGAUUUAUUCGUUGACCUAAGAGAUGGUAAUAGAUUGCUAUCUCUUUUGGAAGUUCUCACGUCGAAAACCUAUAAAAGAGAACGCGGUCGUAUGAGAGUUCAUCAUCUGAAUAAUGUUAACAAAGCUUUGCAAAUUCUUGAACAAAAUAAUGUGAAACUUGUAAAUAUUAGCAGCAAUGAUAUAGUCGACGGAAAUCCUAAGCUAACACUCGGAUUAGUAUGGAGUAUUAUUCUACACUGGCAGGUUCAUUAUCAUCUGAAGGAUUUAAUGACAGAAUUGCACCAGACAAAUUUGGAGAAAACACUUUUAGCAUGGUGUCGUCAAAAUUCACAGAAUUACCCCGGAGUUGACAUAAAAAAUUUUACAACAUCCUGGUCGGAUGGAUUGGCGUUCAAUGCUAUUCUUCACAAAUGGAAACCACAUUCAUUCGAUUUUAAUAACAUUGCACGUAAACAUCCAAAUGUUAGAUUAGAUCACGCAUUCCGUAUCGCUCAGGAGCAAUUGAAUAUUGAACGCCUGCUGGAUCCGGAAGACGUGAAUACUUCGGUGCCGGAUAAGAAGUCAAUAAUGAUGUAUGUUAUGUGCCUCUUUCAAUCAUUACCUCAUUCCGGAGACGAUAUAGGCGAGUUAGAUAUUUCAGUAGCGAGCGAUGGUAGCCCAGUCACGACGCCAGCUGCAGAGAAUGCAUUGUCUUUUACAAAUUUCGGAAUGCCAACAUCUCGACCAAUGAGCCUAGCAACGAAUGUAUCGGUGGAACUUGGCGGCUAUCAAGUUGCGCUUGAGGACGUUUUGACCUGGCUUCUGGAAGCGGAGGAUAAGCUGAAUCACGCUCCAGAACCUGGGGCAAGUUUGGAGGUGUUGAAACAACAAUUUCACGAGCACGAAACUUUUUUGAUGGAAUUGUCCGGGCACCAAGACGGUGUCGGUGCUGUAUUGGAAGAAGGCGCGAGAUUACUGGCGGAAGGUGGUUUACAUAAAGACGAAGAACAUGAAGUCCGCGAACAAAUGUCGUUAUUGAAUUCUCGGUGGGAAGGAUUACGAAUGCGUGCAAUGGAGAGGCAAACUAAAAUUCAUGAGGUACUUAUGCAAAUGCAACAAGGUCAGUUGGAUGCCUUACGGCAGUGGUUAACGAAGACUGAAGAUAGGAUUUCGCUGAUGGCGGCUACUGAAUUAAAUCAAUCUGCUUUGGACGAACAGUUGAAACAAUUAAAUGAAUUGGAGCAAGACAUCGAGGCUCAACAAGGUGUCGUUGACGGUAUGACAAAUAUGGUGGUCGUUGUGGACGAAGAAAACUCCGAAGCGGUCUACGCUCAGAUGGAAGAUAAUUUGUCUGCUCUCGGCGAACGGUGGACACACAUUUGUCAAUGGAAAGAAGAAAGGAGACAACGUUUGCAAGGUCUUUUUUCACUCUGGCAAAACAUUAAUGACGAUUAUAAGAGAUUAGUAUCGUGGUUGAAUGAAACUGAAAUCACAUUGAAGCAAAUGGAAGCUAAUCCAGCGUCCGAAAUCGGCGAAGUACUUGAACGAAUUAAAAAGCUACAAAUUUUGAAGAUGGAGAUGGAUUCGAAUCAAAGGAAACUGUUGUCUUUGCAAGAAGCAGUACAGAAGCUGGAGGGACAAAGUACUUCGCCAGAAUGUUUUAAUAUAUUAGAAAAGAUUGAAAAUCUACAAGAUCGAUGGGAUGCCGUGGGACAAAUAAUGGAAGUCCAGUCGCAGAGGAUAACGAAUUCAGGAUUCGAGUUUGACAUGAAAACAGAGAGAGAAACGACAGUGAUUACCGGCAAUGAAUGGAUGUCUGAAACUGUAACGAGCAUCGCUUAUAAGGAGGAAAUUGCUGCAACGUCGACACCUCACAGCGAUUCAAAAAAGCGUCGUGUAGACAGUACAAUUAGACACGAAUUUGAAUCCGCGUUGCAUAAUCUGUAUAAAUGGCUGGAUUACGUUGAUUUAGAGAUCGGGCGAUCUGAAGGAAGGAUAUUCGAUGAAUUGAGUGUUGAAGAGAAAAAAGUGGUUUACAAUGACACGAUAGCUGAUAUAGAGGCCCAUAAGGACGAUUACAAUAGUGUUUUGGAGUUAGGAAAGCAACUUCUCAAUGAAUUAACAGACGUGAAUGAAUCGAUCGAGGCGGAAGAUACAAAAAUUAAAGACGUACAAAAUCGUUGGACAGCAACUAACAAUCGUCUCGAAGAAAUAAAGAAUCGCAUAGAAUAUUUAGAGGAAGUGAAAAAGUUCAGAACGGAAUUAGCUAGCUUAAAUUUGAUGUUGGACAGCUAUUCUAAAUGGUUCGAUUCAAACAAGGAAAAUAAUCAAGUGGAACCAUUUAGAGUAAAAUUGAAAUCGAUGAAGUCUCAUGAAGAACGCAUAAAAAGAUUGUUAGACAAAGCCAAAGAGUUGUCCGAAAAUCAAACUGCUCACGAGUUUAUUAACUUGAACGCAGAUAUGGAACCGUUCGUUGUCAGUUGGGAAAAGUUAUACAAAGUACUGUCUGAUAGACUAACUGAAUUAAAUGAUGCAGUUGAUAAAACACCACCAAAGAAAUAUAUGGAUACGGUUGAUAAUCUUACUUCUUUCAUUAAUAAUGUAGAGAGUGUGUUACUGUCAGAGCAUAUAGUGAUGUCAGAUGAUAAAACAAUGAUGGACCAACUGCAAAAGUUCAGUGAUCUACAAAAUUCCUUGAAGGAAUAUCAAGAGAUGUUUAAUUAUGUUAACAGUGUUGGACACGAAUUAAUAAUGAAAACGAACGGAGACACUCAGGGGCAACGGUUAAAAGAUGCGUUACAAGAUCUUAACACUAAAUGGAGUGACAUACCAAUAAUAUUAGAAGAACGUCAACAAAAUUUGUUAAAAGAUAUAGAAUCUUUGAAAUUAUUUAAUAAUGAGCUUACCGAUCUCGAGAAUUGGCUUCAAAAGUCCAGUCAGCACUUAGAAGAAGUAUCGAAGGAUAAUACUUCUGAUAAUAUCGAAAGCAUGGAACUUAAAUUAAAGCAGAUUCAAUCUUUCUGUGAGGAGAUAAAUCAGACAAAACCGAGAAUAGAGAAUCUUCAAACUUCUACAAACAGAUUGCUCGAAAAUUCUGAACCGAAAUUCGCGAAUGUGUUAAACAGUAAAUUGGAAGUUGUUUCGCAUAAAUGGAAUGCCAUUGUAGAUGACGCUAAAAGUUUAAGCGAUAAAUAUGAGGAUGCUUUGAAGAAGAACGAUGAGAUUAUAAACGGUAUAGAAGAUUUUACAAAAUGGUUAUCAGCCCUAGAGAAAGAAAUACCAGUUGAAACUAAAAUAACGUCCUCGGUCGAACUGUUCCAAGUUCGUGGCCGCUAUCAAUUGUUGAAGGAAAAGAUAGAUAAACGAGUGGAAGAAUUUAGGAAUCUUAACGAAAUGGGUAACGAUAAGUUGUUGAGUUCCGAAGGCUCUUCGGUACAAGAACUUGGUCGACGAUUUACAUUUUUGAAUGCCCGAUGGACGGACGUUACAGACCGAAUAUACGAACGAUACAGGCAUUUACAAAAUGCUAGUCAUGAAUACGGUGAAUUCCGUGCACUGGUCGCACAAGAAAGUGAUUGGUUGGAUAAAUUGGAUAAAAGAUUGAAGAAAUCAACGGAAAGUGCUGCAGAUGCUGAAGAAAUAUCAGAAGAACUCGACGAUUUGGAGAAUUAUAUACGAAAUCAUCCGGAAUUAAGGCUUGAAAAAAUACAAGAAAUUGGUAAACAAUUAAUCGAAAGUAACAUUAUGACACAGUCUAUUCAAGCAGACGUAGACAGUUUAACAAGUCGCUGGGAAAGUUUAAAUAACCAGGCAGGGCAGCGAGCAAAGCUGCUGGAAGGAUCAGUGAAGCAAGCACAACAAUCAGAAGGACGUAUUCUUGCUCUUCAGCACUCCUUAACGCAAAUAGAUUCUGUACUAACUGCACGUCUUGACUGCGACCUUACUGCUGAUGAUUUGCCUCACGAUUAUCAGAAACUAAUGGAGGAAAUGGAGCAUCAACGUACAACACUUCAAGAAAUGGCCUUGCAAAUUGAAUCGUACGAAGCUUCUGGAAAACAAGAAGCUGCACUUAGAUUACAGGAUCAAUUGACUCUUAUUGAACAAAAAUUCGGCGAAGUUCAAAAGAAGUUCCAACGUUUCCGUUGUCCAACGAAUUUAGAGCCGAGAUUGUCCAGAGCUUUACGAGAACUUAGAGGAAUAGAAGAAGCUACUUGCUUACUGGAAUUGUCAUCGGAAGAUCCUGAAGUUAUCGAAGGUCAACUUCAGCAUUGUUUGCGUUUUUAUCAAACGCUAAGUGAAAUUAAAGGUGAAAUUGAGAAUAUUAUAGUAACUGGCAGGAAAUUAGUUGAAGAGAAAAGCGUUUCUGAACCAGAGAAACUUUCGCGACGGAUCGACUUGUUGAAAGAACUGUACAAUAAACUGGGUUUACAUAUAACUGAAUCAAAAGCAUGCUUGGAAUCGGCCUUAGACUUAUCACGAGAUAUGUUUAAAAACAUGUCUUAUAUCAACAUGUCCAUAGACAGUAUUAAUAAAGAAUUAGAUACACAGAAAAACAUGCCUGAUCUUCCAGUUAAUGCGAUAUAUGUUCGAGAGACUCUGACAGAAAUAAUUCCACGGCUAAAUGUUAUUAAAGAUAAAUUGUUAAAUUCUCAAGAUGAAUUCUCCAGGCUCUGUGAUCCCAUGUAUUUGGAGCAAUUUAAAGAAAAAUUAUCGGACGCUUUUACCAAGUUGGCAAAUACCGAAAAGAGAUUAAGACUUUGUAAUACAUCAGAAGAAGAGCCGAACGUUGACGAAAUAACUGCAUGGCUUGUACAAGUUGAAGAAAAAUUGAAUAAAUUGGACGGUAUUCCGGUCGAUCAAUUAACAGAUAAUCAUUUUGAACAAUGCAAAGCUGUGCAGAGUGAGAUGAUCGAAGCAAAACCAAAGAUCAAUCAACUGCAGCGUUAUACUUAUUAUCCGAAAGUUGCAGACGUUUGCAAGAAGUGGGAGAAUAUAUCCACUAGAAUACAAGAAUGGAUCCACAAAAUCACAGACAGUUUAUUAGUAAAAAGUAAGGUGGGAGAGACUAAGGGGAGAGACAAUCAUGGACGCGCUAAAUUGUCUAGACAGCCGGAACAAACUUCGGUGCAGCUAUCUAAAAAAGAGAAUAAAUUGAUAGAUGAAAAUGAGGAGAUAUACGGCAUAGGAUAUCUUAAUCCUGCUUUCGAUGAAAGUCAAUGUAACGUACAUACGCCUGAAAGUUCGCCAAUCGAUAUCGUACACCGAAGUCGGAAAUCUUCUGUCAAAUCUGAGAAAGUAAAAGCUAAAAUCGUAGACAGCAGUAGAGCCGUUAGACGAAAGUUAGACAUGAGUUCUGUACCCGAUGUUGUUCAAACUUCUCAACCUCAGGUUGUUCAUAUCGACGCUGAUCCACCUUCUUCGUCUCCGGACAGAGACGUGUACAUGCCCGAUGAAGAGUUCUUUUUGUCCAAAAAUAGCACAUUGUUUUCCCAAGUUUCCUCUAACACGCUGGUUACGACAGACUCAAAACCCUUCAACACGUACAACACACAAUCGAAUCCCUUUCGUAUUGUAGAAGUGAAAGAAAGUGAAAUAGUAAAAUCAGUUGCAUCUCCCGAAGAUCAUGUAAUAUUACCAAGUGCAAACGUCAGUGUAGGAUUAAUGCCGCAGGUUGUUGAAAGAGUGGAAAUCAUUGAGGAUACAGAAACAGAGCCGGAAUCCGUAGAUACUGAUACCGAAGAUAAAGAAACUAGGGCACAAAUUUGUACUGCAAUUGGUAGUGGAACUCAAAAUAUUAACAAAAAGAGAGAACUUAUACCUAUCUUAAAAAAGAAAAGAGCAAUAGAUUCGUUCCCUACAAAAAGCGUUAAGAAAUUAACUCUUAAACUAGACGUCGAUGAUGGUGUAGACACUGAGAGUCAAGUUCCAAGUAGUAAAUCAGAUUUAAGUACACAAUUUUUAUGUAAAGGAAAUAAAGCAGAAAAGAAUUUGAAAGAUAAAGAUAGCAUUGCCGAAUAUCUUAUACUUGAAGAUAAUAAAGUGAACAAAAAUUUAAAUUCACAAAGUAGUGUCGCAGGUUCUUCUUCUGAAUCAGCAAUUAGUUUCACGAAAAGGAGAAAAGAGAAUAGUAAUGACAAAGACACGAUAUUCAAGAAAGAUACAGAUUUAUUAAAAUCACGAAAUAAUGGAAAUCACAGCGUUGAUUGUGAAAAGAGUAUAAAAACGUCGUUAUUUAGACGUGCUAGAAGCGUUUCAAAAGACGAUACGGUUGAGGAUUGUGAAAGUUUCUAUGGAAGCGAUAAAGAGACCGACGAUAUUUUAAUUUUUUCUGAUGACACGGAAAUUGACGUCGGAAGUUCCAGUUCGGAUGGAGACGAUCCAAAUUUAGGAGAAAAUGUUGAACACCUCUUGGGCAAGAUACAAACAGAAAAAUUAUCACAGAAAAUACAACAGAAAGCAGAGGCGAAGAAGGAAUUAUCUAGCGAUAAAAGGCCUUUUAAAGUCUCUGGUCUAUCCAGAACAGGCUUGGAAAAAAAUAUUUUGGAAUUCGAACAAGCUGCGCAACGGAUGCUACACAGAAUGGAUGUGAUGUUAAUGAGCAUUAGUGGCAUCAGUAACGAGAAAGAUCCUACUAAGCGCCUGGAGGUACUAAAGGAUGAAGUUAGUACUCUUGCACCAGACGCAGCGGCUUUGAUCAGUAAAGGUGAUGGUCUAGUCAUGACAGUGCACACAUCUGAUCCUGUUAGGGCUGAGAAAAUAAAGAAUGAGCAUCAGGAUAAGUUGAGAAGCAAAUGGCAUCAAGUUAUGUCGGAAAUAGAAACGAGGCGCGUACAAGCACAGCGAGGAGAAGAAAUAUUACGUCAGUAUAAUGGCAUAGUAGCGGAAUUCGAAGAUUGGUUUAGAGACGUGCCUCUGAAACUAGAACAAGUGAAUAAUUACGAGGGCCAGUUGGAAUCGUUCACUGUAGAAUUCGACGCUAAGCAGGAUCAAAUUCAUAAAUUGAACGAUCUUGCUGCUGAGUUGAAACGAUUGAAUGUGGGAUUUUCUGAAACUGUGCGUUUUAGUAUCAACAGUAGAUGGCAAGAAGUCAGUUCACAAUUUAAAAGAUACAGUGGCAGUAAGGAUAAGGAUAAACACGUAACGGAUAAAAAAGUUGAAGUGGAUAUGGGUGGAGUCGAUAUGCAAGAAUUUACCAGCAGAGUUAACAAGAUUAGAGAAGCUGUCGUGACUGUGACAAGAUCUUUAAAUUCUGUUCCCUUGAAUGGUGACGAUUAUGAAAUGUUCUCGAGUCAAGAGGAGUGUCUGAAAAAAAUUAGUAACGCUUUAAACAUUCUUAAACCAAGUAUAGAAGAGAUCAACUCAGUUUUCGAGAAUGUCGCGUCACAGUUAAGGAGAGAACAGGCUGAACAAAUUAGGCGCCUAAGCGACAAAUUACGAGACGAAUGGAUAAACGUUAAUGAAAGUUAUGUAGGAAGAUACAACCGUUGGAAUAAAUGUUGCGAAAAAUGGAGAGAAGUUUGUAAUACAUGUCGCAUGUUUUCCGAAUGGUUGGAUAAAAUGGAAGAGUCGUUAAAGAAAUUAAAUUCUCUGGGCUAUUCCAAAUCAUCGAAAACAAGGAUAUUUGAAUUGGAGCAAGAAAUUUCCAGAAUGCAGAGAACUAUGAAUAAUAUUAACGUCUCAAGCGCCAGUAUUUUAUCUCGUGCAAAAACUGAAGAUAUGAUAGAAUUCAGGGAGAUGAUUGAAAUGAUAAAGCGCCGUUGGCAAAAUAUUAUAACUGAAUUGAAUAUACAAAAAGAAAAGAAUUUCGCCAUGGAACGGAAAUUUAACAACGAAGGUAGAAUUUUAGAAAGUGCUUAUAAUAUUUUGGAGCAAAUCAAUUCGUUAUUGGUGUCGGCUGCAAAUCCUUCAGAUGAGACAUCAUUGUCAAUAAGAUUGUCAUUAAUUAAGGCCAGACAAGAGGAACUCUCUUCCCGUAAAAGGACAUUGCAAACUUUGAUACAUCAAAACAGCAUUCCUGAAGAUGAAUGUAAUAAAUUACUUGCAGAUAUGGAUAAGGCUAAUACGAACUUAUCCAGCCAUCGUGAAUACGUCGAAAAUAAGCUUACUUCUCUUAAAAAAUAUAUCUGUACCCUGGAUGUUGUUAUGGCGUGGGUCAUGGAAACUCGAACGAGAAUAAAUAUAUCUCGAGAAUUAUCUCAGCAAGAGCGGGCGGAGGUCCUUAAACAUAUUAUGACCAAGGUAAAAGAUCGAGAAAUGGAAGUGAAAGAUGUUUUAGAAAAUUAUACGAAUUUGGAGAAGGAAUGUGAAUCUGCGAAGCAGCCCAUUUCUGUUGAACUACAAGAAAAAUUGAAGAAACUGCGGGAAGAUUGGCACUUCGUCAAGAACAACGGAGAAUCGCAAAAUCACGAGGUUAAAACUACCGGGACAGUCGGAGUCGCGACGUCAGCAAUAGAAGUCGAAAAGAGUGCAGGUGCUGCACCGGGGGCAUCGGGUGCAACUGCAGGGGGCCCUCGGGGGUUGACAUCGUCCCCUGCCCCCUCGACGCCCUCGACCCCUGUCGUUACCACUAGUGCCUCGGUUUGUACCACUUCGCCUUCGUCCACGCCCUCCCCAUCGACAUCACCCUCCGCCCUCGUAGCGGGUUUCGAUAAAUCGGUACUACAGAUACGCGAUUGGUUGACAGUCGAAGAAGAGAUGUUACGAAAACAAGCUGUGGUCGUCGGCGAUGUCGGCGAAAUUAUGGAGGCGCUUGAUAAACAAAUGGACGUCCUGCGGGAGCUGGGGCAGAAAAAGCCGCAGCUGGACGAGUUGGUGCACACCGCAGAAGCGCUGCGCGCUGACACGAAUAGGCAGCAAGUGCAUGGCAAAGUUACGAAGCUGAGAGAGCACUGGGACGAGAUGAACUCGAAAAUGAUGCAGAGGAAAACAGAGCUGGACGCGAUGCUUGGGGACAGCCAGCGUUACGAGGCGAAGAGAAACGAGGUGGAGGUAUGGCUGGUGCGAAUGGAAACCCGGCUGGAGAAAAUGCGGGCCGUCGGGCACACCGCCGACGUUCUCGAGGCGCAGCUACGAGAACAAAAGUCGUUCCACGCGGAGUUGCACCAAUACAAGCACCAGAUCGAGCAGUUCAAUCAGCUCACGCAGAAACUGAUCGCCGUUUAUCAGGAAGACGACACGACGCGCGUGAAAAAGAUGACCGAGACCAUCAAUCAGCGGUACAACAAUCUGAACACCAGUAUCAUCAAUCGGGGAAAACUGUUACAUUCCGCGAUGAACUCCCUCCACAACUUCGACCGGUCCCUGGACAAGUUCUUGGCUUGGUUGAGCGAAGCUGAGUCCUCGAUGGAAGGAUUAGAAGCGGAGGCUGAUCGGCUCGGCGGACGGCGGGACCAGGGUGCACUCAGGCGACCGCAACAUCAGCUUAAGCCAGCCAAUUGCAGAAGGACUAAAGACUUGCAAUCAGAAAUUGAAACACACCGAGACGUGUACGCGUCGUUGAACGGCACCGGUCGGAAGCUGUUAAGCUCUCUGGCUAGUCAAGAUGACGCGGUUAUGUUACAACGACGGCUGGAUGAGAUGAACCAAAGAUGGCAUCACUUAAAAGCGAAGAGCAUGGCGAUAAGAAAUCGACUGGAGAGUAACACGGAGCACUGGAACGCACUUUUAUUGUCCCUUCGCGAGCUGAUCGAAUGGGUGAUCAGAAAAGACACGGAGCUCACUGGCUUGGGACCCGUUUGUGGAGAUGUAGCCGCCUUACAGAAGCAAGAGGACGAUCAUCGCGGCUUCAGGAGACAGCUCGAGGACAAACGACCGAUCGUUGAAAACAACCUGCUGAGCGGACGCCAGUACAUCGCCAACGAGCCACCGCUAUCUGACACGUCGGAUUCCGAAGCCGGAAGAGAAUUAGACGGCGACUCGAGAGGAUACAGGAGCGCGGAGGAACAGGCACGCGAAUUGACACGCAGCAUACGCCGCGAAGUGAACAAACUUUCGGAGCAGUGGAACGCCCUAAUCGAACGUAGCGAUGCGUGGAAGCGGAAACUCGAGGACACCGCUAGCAAAAUAUGCGUCUUCCAAAAAACGCUGGAAGAUCUGUCGUCGCGGAUGGCCGGUGCAGAGGCGAUCCAGAGCGGCUGGCAGAAUCCAAGCGACUCGAACGAGGCGACGGAAAUGUUGAAGCAGUUGGAGAAAUUCGGCGAACGACUCCUACCAAUCCAGAGGAGCAUCGAAUACGCGAACGAUCAGGCAAGCGUCUUCGCCUCGAGCAGCGUCAUCGUUUCUCAUGCUUUGCUGGCGAAACUCGAAGAUCUCAACACCAGGUGGAAGGUGCUGCAAAUGGCGGUUGACGAGCGUUACAAGUUGCUAAGCGGAUUUGGAAAGGAUGGCAGCACUCCGGGUAGCCAGGCUUUCCUCGCAAGCAGCGUGGAACGACCAUGGGAGAGAGCCCUCACACCCGCCAAAGUGCCUUACUAUAUCAACCAUGAAUCGGAGACCACCCAUUGGGAUCAUCCGAAAAUGAUAGAACUGAUGUCCUCGUUGGCGGACCUGAACGAAGUUCGAUUUUCAGCGUACAGGACUGCGAUGAAGCUGCGCACCGUUCAGAAACGACUGUGCCUGGACAUGUUGAGUCUCUCCACCGCAUUAGAGCAAUUCGAUUCGCACGGACUCCGGGCACAGAAUGACAAACUAAUCGACAUUCCCGACAUGGUGACAGUCCUGACGUCCCUAUACGAAGUGAUAACAACGGACAAUCCGACCCAGGUGUCUGUUCCGUUGUGCAUCGAUCUGGCUAUCAACUGGCUCCUCAAUGUGUACGAUAGUCAACGAACCGGUCAGAUCCGUGUGCUCUCCUUCAAAGUUGGUUUGGUUCUGUUGUGCAAGGGUCAUUUGGAAGAGAAAUAUCGAUACUUGUUCCGGUUGAUCGCUGAUCCAAACAGACUGGUGGAUCAACGAAAGCUUGGUUUAUUGUUGCACGAUUGCAUCCAAGUGCCGAGGCAGCUGGGAGAGGUGGCGGCAUUCGGUGGAUCGAACAUCGAGCCGAGCGUUCGCAGCUGCUUCGAGAAGGCCGGUAAAGACAAAAACGAGAUAGAGGCGGUGCACUUUUUAAGCUGGCUGCAACAGGAACCGCAGAGUAUGGUCUGGCUGCCUGUGCUUCAUAGACUCUCGGCCGCAGAGAGCGCGAAACAUCAAGCAAAAUGCAACAUAUGCAAGGAAUAUCCCAUCACUGGAUUUAGGUAUCGUUGCUUGAAAUGCUUCAACUUCGACAUGUGCCAGAAUUGCUUUUUCUCGGGCCGGAAGGCAAAGAACCACAAGUUGACGCAUCCGAUGCAAGAAUAUUGUACUGCGACUACAUCUGGCGAGGACGUGCGCGAUUUCACGAGAGCGCUACGUAACAAAUUCAAGUCGAAGAGAUACUUCAAAAAACACCCCCGGGUUGGUUAUCUACCCGUGCAAACAGUUUUGGAGGGUGACGCGCUCGAAAGCCCAGCGCCGUCGCCGCAGCACAGCUCCCUCAGCCAAGACAUGCAUUCUCGUUUAGAGAUGUACGCGUCCCGGUUGGCGGAGGUCGAACUUUCGCGCACUAGAAGCAAUUCAACGCCGGACAGCGAUGACGAGCACCAGCUGAUCGCCCACUAUUGCCAGAGCUUGAAUGGCGGAGACAAUGUGAACGUGCCCAGAAGUCCGGUGCAAGUGAUGGCCGCGAUCGACGCUGAACAGAGGGAAGAACUUGAAGCAAUGAUACGCGAGUUGGAAGAGGAGAACGCGACCCUGCAGGCGGAAUACGAACGACUACGCUCGAAGCAGACGCCAGGCUCAACGCCGGAGGAUGGCCACGGCAACAGACAACCGGACUGCGACAUGAUCGCAGAGGCGAAACUGUUGAGGCAGCACAAAGGUAGAUUAGAGGCGCGCAUGCAGAUACUCGAGGAUCAUAAUCGUCAGCUGGAGGCGCAACUGCAGAGACUCAGACAACUUUUGGACGAGCCAAACGCUUCCUCGCCAUCGAAGACGGGCACGCUGCAGACGCGAAGCGUGACGGCGUCUCAACUCGCGACAGACUCACCUGCUAAGAUAAACGGGCAUUAUCAUGAUUCUCCAGGUGGUGGAGGCUCGAACGAGGGAAGAGUGAGCAGUUUAGAGAGGCCACCACCGCCACCGCAUUCUCACAGCGUUGCCCAUAACGUGAGCAAUCUAUUGCACAUGGCAGGGGACUUAGGAAAAGCAGUCGGCGAAUUGGUGACAGUGAUGACCAGCGAGGAUUCAUCGAAAACGAAUGGGCAAAGGGCACCACCACCGGCUUUCAAAUAACGACUAUUAUCUAACAAAUGACUAACUUCGAGGGUAUUGUUUUGCGUUACGACAAAUUGUAUAACGACGAGAGAACGAACGAGAAUCGACCGCACGCGUGCUAACAUAAGAUACACGCACGCGAGAUACGCGAACUUUCCAAACAUUUUAAAUUUGAAUGACCAAUAACAAGAAGAAAAAGCCUGGCUCUAAACGCAUAUCAUAGAGAGAGGGAAAAUAUCGCGAAAAAAUGCAGGGUCAGGGUAAGUCGCCGCGCAAGUGGUUUUGGGUAUUUUAUAAGUUUUGAUAUACAACGUUGUAUAGCUAAAUUAUAAUAUCGAAUUUAAGACGAUUAUGGUUUUCGGCUAACGGCGGCGCCCUGAAUGUUAAAUUUUUCUCCACUUUAAAAACUACAUACAUAUUGACACGUCAUAUCAUUGAGAUGAAAAAAAGAAGAUUGUAAUCAUACGAGAAAAUCGAAAUCGAGUCAGUUGUUAUUUAAUGCUUGCUAGUUUAACAAAAGAAAAAAAUACAUACGAAGGUGAUGAUGAAACGUGUAACGGUUAUAAGAGAAUUAAACGAACGGAAAUAUCAUUAACAAUGCAUGCAAAAGCAAUGUAUCAAAUCACGUGCAUACUCUAUUAUAGAUCGUAGACUAAUACUUACAUUACCCAUUCUGUUCACUGCCAUGGACUCUUCCUCGACAUUAAACGAAAAGGAAACAACAAUACACGAUACGAUAUGUACAUGUUAUAUGAAAUCUAGAUGACACAGUAUAAAGUAUAAGAGAAUAGAAAGGAAAAAGCGGCAGGAGGGCUGGGGGGUUGAAAGCAGAGAGUAUCAUACGGAAGUUCGCAUCGACACACGACGACACACGUUUCACACACGAAAACAGGUACAUGCAUAUCAUUAUAUACAUAUACAUAUACAUAUAUAAAUAAAUAUAUAUAAAUAAAUAAAUAAAUAAAUAAAUAAAAUAAAUAUACGUGGAUACAUGAGACACACAUGUUAACAAAACGACACGUACACGCUGAGGACUUUUUGUAAUCGAUAAUAAAAAAAAAGAAAACGCAAAGCAAUGUGCAUUAUGACUUUCAAAUCUUAUUUUUUAUCCGGUUACGAUCGUUUUUUCAUAUUUUUUAAAUGGAUUUUAGAUGGCAAUGUCUAUUAUUUAAAGCCUGCCGGAUGUUACUUAUAUUUAAGAGUAUAUCGAAUAAGCAUCUAAUUUACAAACUGUAGACUGUAUUCUGAUAUGUAAUAAAGUUGUCUAGAAAAUAAUAA
Ceratina calcarata is the source of this 14646-nucleotide messenger RNA. RefSeq names its product dystrophin, isoforms A/C/F/G/H. Gene Ontology annotation, biological process: synaptic signaling. The transcript is spliced from 49 exons. The record is from RefSeq and is a predicted model, not a curated record. Gene Ontology annotation, molecular function: zinc ion binding; protein binding. Bases 1000 to 13386 code for a protein of 4128 amino acids. Gene Ontology annotation, cellular component: plasma membrane. NCBI's taxonomy places the organism in Eukaryota, Metazoa, Arthropoda, Insecta, Hymenoptera, Apidae.